Messenger RNA from Humulus lupulus (European hop), 1765 nucleotides. Its product is annotated as shikimate O-hydroxycinnamoyltransferase-like. The coding region runs from base 190 to 1494 and encodes 434 amino acids. Gene Ontology annotation, molecular function: acyltransferase activity, transferring groups other than amino-acyl groups. The record is from RefSeq and is a predicted model, not a curated record. The transcript is spliced from 3 exons. Lineage: Eukaryota; Viridiplantae; Streptophyta; Magnoliopsida; Rosales; Cannabaceae.
UUCUUAAACAACUUCUUCGCACAUCACCAACUUGGGCCAGAGCAUCUCCAAAUUCUUUUUCUCUCUCGGAGCCUGGUCAGUUACUGGUCUAUCUCUGCUAACGUACGCCUCCAUCUUUUUUUUUCGGGAUUUUGAUUGUCGUUUUCGGUACAGCUGGAAUCAACGGAAGCAAGGAAGAAGAAGAAGAAGAUGGAAAAGCUUGUAAUCGAGGUGAAGGAGUGGACGAUGGUGAAACCGGCGACGGAGACGCCUCAGAGGAUUCUAUGGAACUCGAAUUUGGACCUGGUGAUUCCGAGCAUUCAUACGCCGAGCGUUUACUUUUACAGACCCACCGGCGCCGCCAAUUUCUUUGACGCUGGUGUCAUGAAACAAACCCUAAGCAAGGCUCUCGUCCCUUUCUAUCCCAUGGCUGGUCGAUUGCGCCGCGACGAUGAUGGCCGUAUCGAGAUUGAUUGUAAUGCCGAUGGUGUCCUAUUCGUCGAGGCCGAGUCCAACUUCGUCAUCGACGAUUUUGGUGAUUUCGCUCCCACGCCGGAGCUCCGGAAGCUCAUUCCUCCCGUUGAUUACUCCGGUGGCAUUGCUUCAUAUCCUCUAUUGGUGUUACAGGUUACGUACUUUAGAUGUGGGGGUGUAUCACUUGGUGUUGGUAUGCAACACCAUGCUGCAGAUGGUUUUUCUGGUCUGCACUUUGUAAAUACUUGGUCUGAUAUGGCUCGUGGUCUUGACCUUACCAUUCCACCGUUUAUAGAUAGGACACUACUUCGUGCCCGUGAUCCACCUAAAGCUACAUUUGAUCAUAUUGAAUACAAACCCCCACCAGCCAUGAAAAGCAAAAACCCAGGUCCAGAAAUCACCACUCAUGCAGUUGGUAUGUACAAGUUGACCAAGGAACAAGUAGCCAUGUUGAAAGGCAAGUGCAAGGAAGAUGGGAACACAGUCAACUACAGCUCAUACGAGAUGUUAUCAGGUCAUGUUUGGAGAUGCGUUUGCAAGGCUCGCGGACUACCUGCCGAUCAAGAUACCAAAUUGUACAUUGCUACUGAUGGUAGGUCUAGGCUGCAACCACCACUCCCACCUGGCUACUUUGGCAAUGUAAUUUUCACAUCCACACCACUUGCUGUGGCUGGUGAUCUUAUGUCAAAGCCCACUUGGUAUGCUGCAAGCCGAAUUCACAACGCCUUGGUAAGGAUGGACAAUGAGUAUUUAAGGUCCGCGCUUGACUACUUAGAAGUUCAGCCUAAUCUGGCAGCCCUUGUCCGGGGAGCUCAUACUUUUAAGUGCCCAAAUCUUGGAAUAACUAGCUGGGUUAGAUUGCCCAUUCAUGAUGCUGAUUUUGGCUGGGGUCGACCAAUUUUCAUGGGACCAGGUGGGAUUUUUUGCGAGGGCUUAGCAUUUACGUUACCUAGCCCAAUUAACGAUGGAAGCUUGUCAGUUGCAAUUGGUCUUCAACCUGAACACUUGAAAGCAUUUGAGAAGUUGUUAUACGAGAUAUGAUGGACUGUUUUCUGGUUUGCCUUAAAUGGUUACAAGGUAGAUUGUCUCGAUCAUUUUUUUCUUUCCCUUCUUCUCUACACUGUUUUUUAUGUGAAUGAGACUCUUCGUCAUAUGAUAAUUUUCCCGAACUAAAGUGGGGUUGGCUGAAUGUUGUAUACCUAUAAACUACAGACUAUUGUGUUACAAAUUUUUACUUUACAAUGGUGAUAAUACAUUCAACACAGACUACAAGUUGGAUCUGAUUUUGAAAUUAAUUUCAUGUUCAAUGGCA